AUGCGUGUUAGCCCUAAGAAUGGCAAUAGGCCUUGGAUGUCAUGUGGAGGCAGAUUCGUAAAACAGUGCAUCAGACCGAGGGCCUUCUUCGCUAUAGUAGUGAUACUUGCUGGUGGGUUGUUUCUGAUAGACUUGCCAGAUGAGCAGGUGCUUCGGCCUGAUCCCACGGACUCCGACGAGGACCUCGUGGCCGAUCCUGACGAGGGCGUGGUCGUCGGCACGGCCACAAACUUGUCGGGCACAGCUGCUCUGCCCUUCCUAAAAGGGGCACAGCCUAAUAAUACAGUCGUUGCAGUCUAUCACUUCUUGGACAAUGAGGACGGUGCGUUCGGGGCGCGUUGGUUGUAUGGGGUGGAACAUCCAUCCUAUGCUGAAGAUCACGUCUUUUUUGAUUUAGGUCGCACGAUGGUGGUAGGUACACACCAGGACCUGAACGAACAAUUCGGAUUGAUGUGUCCAUGCCCUUUCCUAAAGGAUUGCCCAAUGUCAAAGGGGAGGUGGAAAUACAACAUGAGACUGCUCCAGAAAAUCUUUGGGGUGCACGAUUUCCCGUGCACCCAAGUCCAUCCUGACGCCAUCGAGAGGGCGAGGAGCCUUGGAUACGACUCGAUUCAGAUCACCAACCACUUUCUGGACACCAAGAAUGUGACCGUGAUGUCCACUCCGCAGGAGACUGCAGGGAACAACAGCAAGUUUGAGAUCAUCGACCUCACGUCCAACACUGUGGCAAACUGGGCCGGGCGUCUGGAGCUGCCUCACUACCGCACGCGUUCUGGGAAGCCGUGCAGGAUGAUGUCGCGGAAGGUGCUGCCCGAGGAGCGGCGCUGGUUCGGCGAUGACCAGCUGCUGCUCGCCUGUGACCAGGGUGCUGGUGCAGAUGCCGCUGGCAGCCAUGGCACGGGCAUCGGGAGCUGCGCGGGCGUCAGAAGCAGAGCUCGCUUCUUUUUCUUCUCGUACCUGGGGUUCGUCUGCAAGACGAGCUUCUCCAACGAGAAAGUCGAGUGCAACCCAUGGGAUCCGGAUCACUUCGCUGCCAACGGAUGCUUCUUCACUGUCCCAUGUCCAGGGAACUUCCGCGGCAGGGGCGGCACGUGCGCCAGGUACACCGGCCGCAGGCAGUAUCCGCCACGCGCGGUGGUGCCAGCGUUCUCCAGCUGCGCGGUGGUCUGGGACCAUGGCCGGCUUGCCGGCAGGGGCUGCGGCGGGGACAUCGACGGCCACGAUGGCGUCUUCAGAGUAGACGUGCCCAGAACGCACGGCGCCGAGCGCGACCUCGGCUCCCGGCUCAACGUCAGCAUCACCUCUCCUGGCCUCGCGAACAGCUCAUCGGUCGCACGGCCGCAGCGGCGCCAGCAGCGGCCCGGCCAUCGCCCCUCGACCUCCCCAACGUCACCGCGGUGCUGCUGGAGGAGACCAGCAGCGAGCUCUGUGACGCUUUCCUGUGCAGCAACUCCACUGCCGAGAAUGCUAACCGCAUGCUCUGUGGCGAUCCUCGAUGGGAACGUGUUCUUGACGAGUUCAAAUGGACGCGCUCGCGGGGUCUCAGGACAUUGGGGGCUCCAGGGCCCCUAG
Prorocentrum cordatum is the source of this 1572-nucleotide messenger RNA. Lineage: Eukaryota; Dinophyceae; Prorocentrales; Prorocentraceae. The record is from the annotation of a GenBank genome assembly.